GAUCUGAUGACGAAAACUUCCAGGUCUUAGUGUAAUCAUUUCACCUAUCGUUCAAUAUAAGUUCUUCUUUGUUGGUUAACUCCACUACGAAAGUUUAACUAUCUGAAUAUAAGAAAUAUUCGGUUUCUUAAGGGCUUCCAGGCCUUGAUGAGAGAACACACAUAUAUGGCUCGGAUCCUUAAUACAGAAAAAGCAUUGAGAAAUAAGAAUAAUUAUUUCUUUUUAGUUUCCUCUAGUCAAAAAUAAAAUAAAAUAAGAAUAAUAAAUUAUCCUUUUCCCCAAUAAUUAGUCUCCCUCACUCCAGCCAACAAAAUGUACCCAAAAAUAAUGGAAACAGUUUUUUCAAGUAUCCUUUUUGUCAUUUACUUACACACACUUAUUCUCUUUGUUGUUUUCUUAAUUAAAGACUGAUAUUUUCUAUAACGAGACUCGUAUAUGGCUAGUUAACAAUUUGAGUCAAAAAUAUAUUGUACUGUAUAGGUUUCUGUAGAGUUGAAACAUAUAUUUUGGUUGGAGAAUACAAUAAUUUAGCAUUUGUAUAAUUAUUUUAUAAACCUUUGUAAAUUGUAUGUCUAUUUAUAACAUUUAUUACCAAUUUUACAUUCUAAAUUUUACUUUAUAAAACAUUUACAAAAUAUUAUAUUCAAAAAAUGGAUGAAAAUAUAGAAUCAUAUGAAUCAUCUCCAUAUUUGGUACUUUCGCAAAUCUUAUGAAUGAAUGUGACGAAUAUUCUCUGUUAAAAUUUAAUUAGCGAUUUGAAAAAAUAUUAUGAUAUGGGUACUGUAGGAUUGGUUUUUAAAAAUCUCAUGUCUAUGUUGUUUUUAUUUACAAUUUAUUAAAUGGCAAUAAUGUUUAACCUAAAUCUAGCUUCAUAAUGUUACACACAAAAUGGAAAAAUAGCUAUUCCCUCUAUUUCAUAUUAAGUGUUGUUUAAUAUUUUUUAACAUUAAUUAAGAAAAUUGUCAAAUUUUCUGUUUUACCUCUAUUCAUAUAGUUUUAUGUUUUUUUAUUACUUAAUGAAUUAAAAAUAAAAAUAAAAUUAGAAAAUUGAUUAAAUAUGUGAAUUAGAAUGUAAAACGACACUUAUAAUGAAACAAAAAUUUAAAAUUGAAAUGACACUUAAUAUGAAAUAGAAUGAAUAUCGACUCAGGGCCAGCACAGAUAGGGGGCGAGCGGUGCGAUCGCCCUGGGCCCAAUCCGUUGUCCCCUACUUUUUAAUAGAUAAGAGUCCGAUUUUAUAAAAAAAUACAUGUAAAAAAGGGCCCACAUUUUUUUAUAUGAAAGUAUUUUUUUAUUUCCAUAGAUUUAUGUUUAAAAAUACUUCUAGUAUUUUGAAAAAAAGAAUAUAUAUCUAUCAGAUUUUUUUUAAAAAAUAAUAGUUUCAAAAUUAAUUUUUUUUCUUUUUUGCUCCAGGACCCAUAACACCAUUGAGCCGGUCAUGUAUCAACCACACAAAGUACAACACAUGUUUCAUGAUGAUAAAUAGCAUUGGCUAUAUAACCCAGUUUCAAUGAAUAUCUUGAGAAACACAUCUAUAAUUAGAAACAGAGAACAAAUACCAAACAUUAAAGAGAAACAAGAGACAAUGUCUAUUUCUCUCUAUCUCGUCGGUUCUCUAAUCAUUGCACUCGUCUUUAUAAUAUUCCCGAGACUGAUCAAAUCAAACUCCAAACUUCCUCCGAGCCCUCCGAGCCCUCCAAAGUUUCGAUCAUCAGAAACUUGCAUGAGCUGGGAGAAUUGCCACAUCAGUCUCUUUGGAGACUGUCCAGAAAGUAUGGUCCCGUGAUGCAUUUGAAGCUUGGUGCAAUCCCAACGGUCGUAGUUUCUACUCCUGACACAGCAAGACAAGCUCUUAAAGUCUUUGACCUCAACUGUUGUAGCCGUCCACCAUUGGCAGGUUCAGGGAAACUCUCUUACGACUAUAAGGACAUUGCUUUCUCUCCUUAUAAUGAGUACUGGAAAGAAGUAAGAAAGCUCGCGGUUCAGCAACUCUUCAGUUAUAGACAAGUUAACUUGAUUCAACCCAUCGAGGACGAGGAGGUCAAGUAUCUCAUGGAUUCACUCGCCAAAGCAGCUUCUCAGAAUAAUCCGGUUAACUUGGGCGACAAGUUACUUGCUUUGACUGUGAGUGUGGUAUGCAGGGCAUCAUUUGGUGUGGUUUUCCAAGAGACUGUGCUCAAUAAUGACAGUUUCAACAAGUUAAUCCGUGAGGCAUUUGAGAUAUUGGGAAGUUUCUCUGCCUCAAAUUUUUUUCCGUACGUGGGAUGGUUCUACGACUGGUUAACAGGUUUACAAGGACGGAGGGGAGAAGUUGUGAGAGGUCUUGAUGCCUUCUAUGAAGAAAUGAUUGGUACACAUAGACAAGAAAAGAAAGAGGGGAGUGAAGAUUUUGUGGACAUGCUUUUGAGGUUAACGAAAGAAGAAGCUGUUCUUGGCAAUGAAAAGCUCACAAGAAACCAUAUCAAAGCAAUCUUGAUGAAUGUUCUUCUGGCUGGGAUCGAUACAUCUGCAGUAAGCAUGGUGUGGACAAUGGCAGAACUGGUGAGGAACCCACGAGUGAUGAAGAAAGUUCAAUCCGAAAUCAGAGACCAUGUCAAGCACAAAGGAAGUAUCACCUUCGAUAGCAUAGAUCAGCUACCCUACCUGAAAAUGGUGAUUAAAGAAACAUGGAGGCUACAUCCUGUAGCACCUCUUCUGCUUCCAAGAGAAGUAAUAUCUGAGUUUCAGAUCAACGGCUACACAAUACAACCCAAGACACAUCUUCAUGUUAACGUAUGGGCUAUUGGGCGUGAUCCUGAUACUUGGAAAGAUCCAGAGACUUUUCUCCCAGAGAGGUUUAUGGAUAGCAACAUUGAUGCAAAAGGACAGAACUUUGAGCUGUUAACAUUUGGAAGUGGUAGGAGAAUGUGUCCUGGAGUGUACAUGGGAACAUCAAUGGUGGAGUUUUGUCUAGCGAAUAUGUUGUAUCAUUUUGAUUGGAAGUUACCAGAAGGCAUGUCUGUAGAAGAUGUCGACAUGGAAGAAGCUCCUGGGCUCACUGUGACAAUGAAGAAUGGACUUUCUCUUGUUCCUAUGAAGUUUUUUGAUCAUUGAUCACUUGAACUACCCCUUCUUCUUGCUACGAUGAAGUAUUUGGAUCAUUGAUCACUUGAACUAAGUUAUUUGAUUAGAUUAUAAAAUAAAGUACGUUAUCGACCGUACUAAGUGUUCCUUUGUUUUGUUUUAGUAAGUCUAUCCAAUAAAAACUCUCUAUUUCUUUUU
Molecule: messenger RNA, 3261 nt
Organism: Brassica rapa (field mustard)
Lineage: Eukaryota; Viridiplantae; Streptophyta; Magnoliopsida; Brassicales; Brassicaceae
Product: cytochrome P450 71B34
Molecular function (GO): oxidoreductase activity, acting on paired donors, with incorporation or reduction of molecular oxygen; iron ion binding; heme binding
Source: RefSeq, a predicted model, not a curated record